AAAUCAUCAUCAUCAUGAUCAUCAUCAUCAAAUACAUCAACUUGACAAAGCUGGUUUGUAUAAUUGUUAUCUUCUAACUUCAAUCUAUGGAUUGGAGGAAUGUGACCAGAAUUACCAAAAUCCACCUAUUAGGAUUUCAGGUUCCUCAAAGUAUUACAUUUUUUGUGUUUUUUAUUUUCCUUUUGAUGUAUUGUGUGACAAUAUGUGGAAACCUCCUGAUCAUCACACUGGUGUCCUACAGCAAAUCCCUCCACUCUCCCAUGUACUUCUUCCUCUCCCAUCUGUCUGUAUUAGAUAUCUUACUGACAACCAAUAUUCUUCCCAACAUGAUGAGCACUGUCUUGGUAAAACAAACUACCAUGUCAUUUUCUGAUUGCCUUGCUCAGUUUUUGUUCUGUGUUCUGGUAGAAUGUUCUGAAUGUCUUCUUCUGACAGUGAUGAGUUGGGACAGAUAUUUGGCCAUCUGUAAACCAUUGCAUUAUACUUUAAAAAUGAAUUACCAGGUUUGCUGGAUACUGGUCAUCCUAUGCUGGAUUUUAGGUAUUUUUUUAAUAUUGACUUACACUUUAAAUAUAUCAAAUUUACAAUUCUGUGGUCCCAAUAUCAUUGAUCACUUUUUCUGUGACUUUGAUCCAAUCAUGCAACUCUCCUGCUCUGACACCACUAUUGUUCGAUUGGAAGUGACAGUUUUGGGUUUUAUUUUUGUUGUUUUCCCAUUCUUCACCAUCUUUGUGUCAUAUUCUUAUAUUAUUGCCACCAUUUUGAAAAUCUCAUCUAUUACUGGCAGACAGAAAGUUUUCUCAACAUGUAGCUCUCACCUGACUGUUGUAUCUAUCUAUUAUGGUACCCUGGUUUGUGUUUAUUUGGCACCUAAUAGGGGACAGACACAGACUCUAAAUAAGCUUUUAUCAUUACUGUACACUGUUGUCACUCCAAUGAUGAAUCCAAUUAUAUACAGCCUGAGGAACAAAGAACUUAAAAAGGCUGUUAGAAAAAUCAUCACUGACCUUUUGAUCAUUCAUUUUAAUAAAGAUUAA
Messenger RNA from Rana temporaria (common frog), 1037 nucleotides. Its product is annotated as olfactory receptor 476-like. Gene Ontology annotation, biological process: G protein-coupled receptor signaling pathway. Gene Ontology annotation, cellular component: membrane. The coding region runs from base 87 to 1037 and encodes 316 amino acids. The record is from RefSeq and is a predicted model, not a curated record. The transcript has a single exon. NCBI's taxonomy places the organism in Eukaryota, Metazoa, Chordata, Amphibia, Anura, Ranidae. Gene Ontology annotation, molecular function: G protein-coupled receptor activity; olfactory receptor activity.